Messenger RNA from Erigeron canadensis, 777 nucleotides. RefSeq lists its product as uncharacterized. The record is from RefSeq and is a predicted model, not a curated record. The transcript is spliced from 2 exons. NCBI's taxonomy places the organism in Eukaryota, Viridiplantae, Streptophyta, Magnoliopsida, Asterales, Asteraceae. Bases 77 to 601 code for a protein of 174 amino acids.
GGCAAAAAGCAAAUUCGUGUACAUCACCCUUCACCAUGUUGUUGGCCUGAAAGACCUCAGUGCACACUUGGGCCGCAUGAGGCCAUAUGCAACCGUUCGUGUUGUGGGUCACAACACUCACACAACUCCACAGAAAACAAAAACAGACAAACAAGGCCACACAGACCCUCAUUGGGAAUCCUCCAUGGUAGUUGAAUUGCCCCAAGAUGCUUCUAAUGAAGGCAGCUUGUACAACCUGGUUGUUGACAUCAAACAUGAUUCUCAUGUGUCUGACCGUGUUAUUGGAAAAGUGACCAUACCUCUCCGUGAUGUCCUUGUGAACCGCGAGAGAGUCGGUUACUUGGUCAUGACAAAAGGAGAAGCCCAUGGGAAGCUCGUGCUUUCGCAUUCGCUAGUUUCUACCACUACUGUGGUUGUUGCUGCUGCUGGCGAAGAUGAUGUUGUUGCAGUAGGUGCUACUACUGCAGAUAACGCACAAGGACCAUUUCCUCUUGCACCUACUACUAACCCACUUGUACAAGUGGGCUUAAUAGCAGGUGCUACCACGAUUGGUGAUAACAUGGUGAACACGGCCUCCAACCUUACCGACCUAUUCGGUUAAGGUAGUCGGAUGCAUGCAUUAUCCCCCAAGAACUAUAUAUAUAAUUAAGGAAUUGCUUAAGAAUUGAAGAUGGUUUAUCUACUUUUUGUGUAAUAUUUAAGGAGUGAUGUUUCCUGUGUGUUGGAAUUUGUUGUAGUUUAACUUCAAAGUUACUAUAUAACAUUUCAAUUAAUAAA